This is a messenger RNA of Ochlerotatus camptorhynchus, 4267 nucleotides long. Its product is annotated as multiple epidermal growth factor-like domains protein 6. Lineage: Eukaryota; Metazoa; Arthropoda; Insecta; Diptera; Culicidae. Gene Ontology annotation, molecular function: chitin binding. The coding region runs from base 18 to 4193 and encodes 1391 amino acids. Gene Ontology annotation, cellular component: extracellular region. The transcript has 7 exons. The record is from RefSeq and is a predicted model, not a curated record.
UUGUAGUGAAAUUGAAUAUGAAAUUAUUAUUUCUAGUGAUUGCCCUUUGCGGCGUCACUAUCAGAGCGCAGGCCCCUUGCACUACAACGACAUGUCUGAUUAAUUGCCCUCUGGACCCACGGUGCCCACCGUACAAUCCUAUCAAGGCAGUACUGCUUCCACAUACCAUCUGUGCGAAAUUCUUGAAAUGUCACGACGGUCGUGCCUGUACAUACGACUGCCCAGCUGGACUACACUUCAACAGCGUCAAGAUGGCCUGCGAUUGGCCUCAACAUGCUUGCUGUGAUCCAUCUGUUCCCUGCAUGCCUGACCCAUGCGGUCCAGGAAGUGGUUGUGACGGAUCACAACCACCACCGCCACCACCACCGCCACCACCACCACCACCACCACCACCACCACCACCACCACCAGGACCAUGCCCACCAAUAAUCUGCCCUACCCCAACACCACCUUGCAGCGGAGGAGGAAACAACUGUGACAACUGUGAUCCAAACCCACUAUGUCCACUAUUUAACCCACCGAAGCCAUUACUUCUCCGCCACAACAAUUGCUCCAAGUACUACAAGUGUGAAACCGGAAGAGCGUGUGAAAUGAUGUGCCCUCCAGGACUGCAUUUCAAUGUUGCUAAACAAGUGUGUGAUUGGCCGUGGUUUGCAUGCUGCGAUCCGACUAUGGAAUGCAGACCAAACCCCUGUGAUACCAACGAAUGUCCACCAUCCAAUAUGCCACCAACCUGUAUCGCCGGAUGGAACUGCCAGCAGCGGUAUAUGUCCGUUGUAGUGAAAUUGAAUAUGAAAUUAUUAUUUCUAGUGAUUGCCCUUUGCGGCGUCACUAUCAGAGCGCAGGCCCCUUGCACUACAACGACAUGUCUGAUUAAUUGCCCUCUGGACCCACGGUGCCCACCGUACAAUCCUAUCAAGGCAGUACUGCUUCCACAUACCAUCUGUGCGAAAUUCUUGAAAUGUCACGACGGUCGUGCCUGUACAUACGACUGCCCAGCUGGACUACACUUCAACAGCGUCAAGAUGGCCUGCGAUUGGCCUCAACAUGCUUGCUGUGAUCCAUCUGUUCCCUGCAUGCCUGACCCAUGCGGUCCAGGAAGUGGUUGUGACGGAUCACAACCACCACCGCCACCACCACCGCCACCACCACCACCACCACCACCACCACCACCACCACCACCAGGACCAUGCCCACCAAUAAUCUGUCCUACCCCAACACCACCUUGCAGCGGAGGAGGAAACAACUGUGACAACUGUGAUCCAAACCCACUAUGUCCACUAUUUAACCCACCGAAGCCAUUACUUCUCCGCCACAACAAUUGUUCCAAGUACUACAAGUGUGAAACCGGAAGAGCGUGUGAAAUGAUGUGCCCUCCAGGACUGCAUUUCAAUGUUGCUAAACAAGUGUGUGAUUGGCCGUGGUUUGCAUGCUGCGAUCCGACUAUGGAAUGCAGACCAAACCCCUGUGAUACCAACGAAUGUCCACCAUCCAAUAUGCCACCAACCUGUAUCGCCGGAUGGAACUUGAAAUUGAAUAUGAAAUUGUUGUGUCUAGUGAUUGCCCUUUGCGGCGUCACUAUCAGAGCGCAGGCCCCUUGCACUACAACGACAUGUCUGAUUAAUUGCCCUCUGGACCCACGGUGCCCACCGUACAAUCCUAUCAAGGCAGUGCUUAUUCCACAUACCAUCUGUGCGAAAUUCUUGAAAUGUCACAACGGUCGUGCCUGUACAUACGACUGCCCAGCUGGACUACACUUCAACCGCGUCAAGAUGGCCUGCGAUUGGCCUCAACAGGCUUGCUGUGAUCCAUCUGUUCCCUGCAUGCCUGACCCAUGCGGUCCAGGAACUGGUUGUCCCGGACCACAACCACCACCGCCACCACCACCGCCACCACCACCGCCACCACCACCACCACCACCACCACCACCACCACCACCACCAGGACCAUGCCCACCAAUAAUCUGUCCUACCCCAACACCACCUUGCAGCGGAGGAGGAAACAACUGUAACAACUGUGAUCCAAACCCACUAUGUCCACUAUUUAACCCACCGAAGCCAUUACUUCUCCGCCACAACAAUUGUUCCAAGUACUACAAGUGUGAAACCGGAAGAGCGUGUGAAAUGAUGUGCCCUCCAGGACUGCAUUUCAAUGUUGCUAAACAAGUGUGUGAUUGGCCGUGGUUUGCAUGCUGCGAUCCGACUAUGGAAUGCAGACCAAACCCCUGUGAUACCAACGAAUGUCCACCAUCCAAUAUGCCACCAACCUGUAUCGCCGGAUGGAACUGCUUGAAAACAACAAAUAUGAAAUAUUUCAUACUCACACUGGCCCUAUUUGGGGCUACUACCAAUGGCCAAGCUCCGUGCACGGAUUCCUGUUGGCAAGCAUGUCCAAUUGACAGCCGUUGCCCUGCUACUAAUGGAGCAAAAGUUACCCUUCUGCCAUAUCUCAAUGAUUGCACAAAGUAUGUGAGUUGUGAAAGUGGUCAUGGCUGCGAACGUGUCUGCCCCGCUGGACUUCAUUUCAACGCCAGGGAAAUGAUUUGUGACUGGCCAUCAAGGGCCUGUUGUGAUAAAUCUAUAAUCUGCUUGGAGGAUGAUAUAGAUAGGAACUGCAUGGCACACCCCAGCUGCGUUGGUGUCAGCUCAAUGGAAGCGGUUCUCCUGCCCCAUGCCGAUUGUUCUAAAUUCUACAAGUGUGACAGAAAUGAAGCUUGCCCAUAUGAUUGCCCACCAGGGCUGCACUUCAACACGGACGAGAUGGCUUGCGAUUGGCCGUGGCGAGCAUGUUGCGAUCCCAGCGUAGAAUGCAAGAAACCAUGUGAUGUCAACACCUGCCCACCAGGUCCAACUCCAGCUCCAACUCCAGCUCCAACUCCAGCCCCAACUCCAGCUCCAACUCCAGCCCCAACGCCAGCUCCAACUCCAGCCCCAACUCCUGCUCCAACACCUGCCCCUACCCCGGCUCCAACACCAGCACCAACACCAGCACCAACACCUGCCCCAACACCGGCACCAACACCUGCCCCAACACCACCUAACGAUGACUGCAACACUGGAUGCCCGGAUUUCAACUGCCACCCGAACCAACUCUGUCUGACUACGGUCGGAUCUGGACAGGCUAUUCUUCUGCCUCACUUCAACUGCGGAAAAUUCUACAAGUGCAAGAAUGGUUCGGAUUUGGCCUGUGAAAUGAUCUGUCCACCAGGACUUCACUUCAACGACGAAAAGCUCAAUAUGUUCAAAUCGUUGGUAAUACUUGCCUUCGUUGGCCAAGUAUUAUCCCAGGAUUGUGGAAUAUGUCCUCAAGGACCAUGUCAACCGGAUCUCAGAUGUCUAGCACCUCAGGAUCCAAUGAAUCCAUUAAAACUGCCACAUCCAACUAAUUGUGGAAAGUUUUUCAUAUGUAGUGGUGGCAACGCGUGUGAGAUGAGCUGCCCUGCUGGCUUACACUGGAGCAUACAGAACAAUCGUUGUGAAUGGCCUCACAUAGCCUGUUGUGAUCCGAACGUUGAAUGUCGGCCGUGUCCAGAUGAAUGUUUACCACCAUCACCAGCUCCUACGCCAGCUCCUACGCCAGCUCCAACACCAGCUCCAACACCAGCACCAACACCGGCACCCACCACGCCCAAUGAUCCUUGCCUUCCGUGUGUGACUCAGUGCUUCGAUGACAACAGAUGUCCUUUGAAUGACGACCCUAUGAAUCCCUUGCUUCUACCACAUGAAAAUGAUUGCACAAGAUUCUACAAGUGCUCCAAUGGUCAGCGAUGUUUGAUGCAGUGUCGUGCAGGAGAACAUUUCAGCCAAACUCUGCAACGAUGCGAAUGGCCCAACUAUGCCUGCUGCGAUCCAACCCUUCCAUGCGAACCAUUCCCCGAUCCAAGUGAUCCUUGUUGGCCUGACGUGUGUCCUGCUCCAGACUGUCGACCAGAUAUUGGAUGCCCAUCAAUAGACGAUCCUAUGAAUCCAAUCCACUUACCAAAUCACGCAAGCUGCCUAUCGUUCUACAAGUGUCUGCAAGGGCAGGCUUGUCUUAUCCCCUGCCCGAUCGGUCAGCAUUGGAGUCAAGCUUUACAACGUUGCGAAUGGCCUCACAUUGCCUGCUGCGAUACGAACGUAGUAUGCUGUGCUCAGUGCGUCGUAAAUAGACGACAGGAGUUAGCCAGAAUUUUUGGUAUUAAAAUGUACGACUAAUUUAUACACAUUUGAUAUACUGUUGAAAUAGAAAAUCUGCACAUAUACCAUGAAUAAAAUGAAAGAGAAAUAUA